Archocentrus centrarchus (flier cichlid) is the source of this 798-nucleotide messenger RNA. Its product is annotated as toll-like receptor 13. NCBI's taxonomy places the organism in Eukaryota, Metazoa, Chordata, Actinopteri, Cichliformes, Cichlidae. Gene Ontology annotation, biological process: inflammatory response; toll-like receptor signaling pathway. The record is from RefSeq and is a predicted model, not a curated record. Gene Ontology annotation, molecular function: signaling receptor activity. Gene Ontology annotation, cellular component: plasma membrane.
AUGACUAUUGACCUGGGUCCCUUAACUCAACAUCUGACUAAGACAUCUGAUGACAGACAAACUCAAGUUUUUGAUGCCUAUAACUUUAUGUGCAACUAUCCAAAAGAAUUCAGAGGUACAAUGCUGUUGGACUUUGACACGCACUUCUGCUCAAUCGACACUGGCUUCAUUUGCUUUGUCUUCACCACAUGUGCAAUCCUCUGUUUCAUGGUGGUGUCCUUCACCUACCAUUUCAUGAGGUUGCAGCUGGUCUAUGCCUAUUACCUGUUUGUGGCUUGGCUCUUUGACAAAAAGCACAAAAACAAGGAAACUCCUCAUCAGUAUGAUGCUUUCAUCUCCUAUAACACCCAUGAGCCUUGGGUCAUUGAAGAGCUGUUACCCAAACUGGAAGGGGAACAGGGCUGGAGACUGUGCCUACACCAUCGAGACUUUGAACCAGAGAACCCCAUCAUAGAUAACAUCACAGAUGCCAUUUAUGGAAGUAGGAAGACCAUUUGUGUAAUCAGUCAUAAAUACCUUGAGAGUGAAUGGUGCUCUAGAGAGAUCCAGGCUGCCAGUUUCCGUCUGUUCGAUGAGCAGAAGGAUGUGCUCAUUCUGGUGUUCCUGGAAGAGAUUCCCAGCUAUCUGCUCUCUCCCUACCACCGCAUGAGGAACAUGCUGAAAAAGAAAACCUACCUCAGUUGGCCACGAGCAGCAGGACACACCGAGCUGUUCUGGGAGAAACUCCGGCAGGCUCUGGAGACCAGAGAAAAUCCAGAAGCGGAGUCGAUACUUGUCACUGUGUCAACUACAUCAUGA